CUCGAGGUGGGGAGACUCCAUGGGGACCUCAUCCAGUCACCAUUUGUCUACAUGUUAGAUGGGGUUUGUCACUCAGAUAGUCACAAAGUCAGACCUGUUCACUUCUUCAAAUGGCUCAUCUCAGUUCUAAGGCAAAAGAGAGGGCUGGCUUGGCUUACUUUAAGAAAAGAAGACCCGAUGAAGAAGUCGAUGCUCUGUCAGGUAUAAGAAAGAAGUUUUGUGAAAUUAUAAGAAGUCUUCCUCAUGAAGAUCUCCUCAAGAUCACCGAGUACUAUAAGCCCUACUUGGCCUAUGUGAUUGAAUAUGACAUUAAAAGCAUCCUGCAGAACAUGGUCACCAAUCAAAUCCUCACAAACAAUGAAGCAAAGAGAUUUAAAGACAUAGAGGAGUCUGAAGGUAGAGUGGGAGUGGAGUCCUUCAUUAACAAUGUGAUGAAGAAGGAUGGUGUGGUGCUGGCCAGCCUGUGGCUGGCACUGGCAGAAGAAUUUGCCAGAUUUCCAGUGACAACCUUGAAUAUAAUAUUGGAGGAGGUGACGGAUGGGGGACAGGAUCUCUUAGAGAAGAUUAAGGCCAGUCAGCAACCAACUUAUAUUGAGGCUCAUUUUAAAGAGCUCCAAGAGCAACACAGAAUGUCUGUGUCUGAAUCUACAAGAAACCUAGAAGAACAGACCAGAGAUGUGGGCUUUGAAAGUCGAUACACAGAGCUGAUGGUCAUUAAUCAGUACAGAAGAACCUAUAGUGAAACUGGCCAUGAAAUUCUGGAAACUGGGAAGACUCAUGUAGAACUGAUGGAGCAAAGGACAAAGGAGAAAUGUGAGCGAAUCUGGACUGAGCAUCUUUUUAGAAGAAGUCCUCAAAGCAAAAGUCUUUCCAGUAUUGUAGUAGUUAGUGGAGUGGCUGGAAUUGGAAAGACCACCAUGGUCCAGAAAAUUAUGUAUGAUUGGGCCAGAGGCACACAAUACCAGAUGUUUUCUUUUGUGUUCCUGUUUAAAUUCAGGGAGCUCAACCUCCUUGACAAUGAACAGGAACCACAGAUGCCUCUGACCAGGCUGAUUGUGAGGUACUAUAAAUAUCUGAAUAAUCAAAAACUAAAAGAAAUCCUAAAGAGCCCAGAAUCACUCCUGUUUAUUUUUGAUGGGCUAGAUGAAUACAAACACAAAUUGGAUUUCACACAAAAGCAGCUUUGCUCGGGCCUUGAUGACUACUUUCCUGUCCAUAUUCUGAUCACCAGUUUGGUCAGCCAGACAUUACUGAAGGGUUGCUCGGUCCUUAUAACAAGUAGACCAACAGCCCUGGAGGCUCUGAACAUGGAAAGAGUUGAUCGAUUUGCAGAGAUCCUGGGCUUCUUCCAUGAACAAAGGCUGAUGUAUGUUAAGAAGUUCUUUGGUGACAGUGAAUGUGGCUCUGAGGUUUUUGAGUACAUCGAGGAGAAUGCCAUCCUCUACACCAUGUGCUUCAAUCCUUCCUACUGCCGGAUUAUCUGCUCUGUGCUGAAGAGCCACUUCAACAAACCUGAAGAAGAGCGAGGAGCAGCCCCCAGUACUGUAACUGAGCUCUUUGUGAUGUUUCUUCAGAACAUUCUCACCAAUCACAAGCGAGACGCUGAGGACCAGCAAGGAAUUUUGCUAAAACUGGGAAAGAUGGCCUAUUAUGGGAUAGUCAACAAUUGUCUUGUUUUUUAUGACAACUUUGAGAUGUCUACCUUUGGUCUCCAGCCACACCUGCCCUCACCGUUUCUCUCUGGGUUUCUCAAAGAAAUUUUGCAGAGAGAAAGCACUUUAGAGCAUACAACAUACACAUUCUUCCACCUCACCCUGCAGGAGUUCAUGGCCGCCUGUUACUUCUACCUCGAUCCAUCAGUGGAUAUUAAUGAUCUGCUUGUGAAGCUGAACUCUUGUAAAGAUGGAAGGUUUGAGAUUUUCACUCAGUUCAUGACAGGACUAGCCAGACCCUCUGUGUUUAAAAUACUAGGUGGCAUCCUGGGAGAAUUUGAAAGGAAGACAGCAAAGCAGAUGCUGGAGUGGGUUAAGCAGAAAACUGAACAGGCCCUAUGGAGAAAAAGUAAAAGGGAAUUUCUGCGAGUGUGUCAGUGGCUCUAUGAAAGUCAGAAUCGAAAAUUAAUCAGAGAUGCCAUUGGAAAGAAUUUAAAGAUGGACUUUAGUAAGAUUAGUUUAUCUCCUCUGGACUGCUCUGUUCUGGGUUCUGUUAUCAGCUUCUGUGAGGGACUUGAGGAAUUGAAGUUGUCGGACAUAAAUCGCAAGCCAGAAUGUAUCAAGAGACUGUCGCCAGGUCUUAGCUCCUGCAGAAAUGUCAUUCUCUCCGAUUGUCAUUUCACUUCCGAAUGCUGUGAUUACCUCUCAUUGGCUCUCGCUGCCGAACAUUCAUGUCUGAUGUAUUUGUGGCUGACAGGAAAUUACCUGGAUGAUUCAGGAGUUCGUCGAUUGUGCAAGGGGCUUAUGGACACAAACUGUAAACUGGAGAAAUUGGGACUGAGCUCAUGUGGACUCACCUCAGGAUGUUGUAAAGCUCUCUCCUCAGUCCUCUCUUGUAAAUACUCACACCUUACUGAGGUGUGGCUGAACACCAAUAAUGUGGGGGAUUCAGGAGUGCAAAUGCUGUGCGAGAGUCUGAGGAGCCCAAACUGCAAAUUAGAGAAACUGGGCCUGCGGUCAUGUUAUCUCACCUCUGGAUGUUGUGAGUCCCUCUCUUCUGCACUCUCUGUUGAUCAUUCACGUGUGAUUCAGCUGGAGCUCUCAGACAAUAACCUGGAGGAUUCAGGAGUGCGUCUUCUGUGUGAGGGGCUGAGGAGCCCAAAUUGUAAAUUACAGAAACUGAGUCUGCUGUCCUGUGGUCUCACUUCCGGAUGUUGCGCAGCUCUCUCCUCAGCCCUCUCCGUUAAACAUUCACUAAUGACUAGGCUGGAGCUAUCAGGUAAUAAACUGGAGGACUCAGGAGUACAUCUAUUGUGUGAAGGGCUUAGAGAAGAAAACUGCAAAUUAGAAAAACUAAAGCUACAACAGUGUGGUCUCACUUCUGGCUGCUGUAAGUUUCUUUCCGCUGUUCUCUCUGCUGAUCACUCCAAACUGAUUCAAUUGGAACUGGGAAUGAAUAAACUGCUGGAUUCAGGAGUCCGCCUGUUGUGUGAGAGACUGAAACAUCCAAACUGUAAAUUGGAGAGACUGGGGCUGCAGUCGUGUGGUCUGACCUCUGAAUGUUGUGAGGCUCUCUCCUUGGCUCUUUCUACUGAGCAUUCCCAUCAUCUCACAGAGCUGUGGCUGAGCAGCAACAAUCUGGAAGAUUCAGGGGUCCAUUGGCUCUGUGAGGGACUAAGACACCCAAACUGCAAACUGAAGAAACUGAAGAUGGAUAUGAGUAGGCUUGGUGUUAAAAUGAGGAGGAAGCUUCAGUGUUUAUUGAAGGAGCUGAAAGCAUCUGGGCGGCAGUUGGAAAUCAUUAAAUAGGAAUCAGCUGUUACAAAUGUAAGGCAAGUUUUAUGAUUAAACUGGCAUCUCAGUGACGGCUACUCUAGUCAGCUCAAUUCCACAAAGGAGCUUAAUAUUUGAACUCUCUCCCCUACUGUUUCUAUUGUAUCUUAAAAUUAUUGUUAGAGUUAAACACUGCCCUUUCUAAUUGUACUUCCAUUGCAGCGGUUCAGAGCCUGAUGAAAGAGUACAAGGAGAUAAGGCGCAAGGUGAAGAGAGAGGUGGUGAAGUCUAAAGAAAAGGCGUAUGAUGAGUUGU
Messenger RNA from Polypterus senegalus (gray bichir), 3740 nucleotides. Its product is annotated as NACHT, LRR and PYD domains-containing protein 3-like. Gene Ontology annotation, cellular component: cytoplasm. The coding region runs from base 111 to 3461 and encodes 1116 amino acids. The record is from RefSeq and is a predicted model, not a curated record. Gene Ontology annotation, molecular function: protein binding. NCBI's taxonomy places the organism in Eukaryota, Metazoa, Chordata, Cladistia, Polypteriformes, Polypteridae. The transcript has 13 exons.